Molecule: messenger RNA, 1161 nt
Organism: Verticillium dahliae VdLs.17
Lineage: Eukaryota; Fungi; Ascomycota; Sordariomycetes; Glomerellales; Plectosphaerellaceae
Product: centromere-binding protein
Exons: 2
Coding region: 1-1161 (386 amino acids)
Cellular component (GO): nucleus
Molecular function (GO): protein dimerization activity; DNA-binding transcription factor activity
Source: RefSeq, a predicted model, not a curated record
AUGGCUGACGAUCACCCCGACCUCUCGGCGCUUCAGUCGCCAGUCGCUUCGCCCACCAUUAAGCGCAAGCGAAGCAUUUCUGAGCAGGAAAGCCCCGGCCGUGCCAAGAAAACCGCCACCACCAAUGCCCCUUCAGCCAUCAUGUCGGCUGCCGAUGCCGACACGGCUGCCUUCAUCGAGCACGCCGUCGAGGCCGCGGCCGCGGCCGCUGCUAAUGGCGUCAACGUGGCCGACCUGAAUGCUCUUCAACAGGCUACCGCCGCUGAGCAUUCUGAAGCCGCCGACCCUGCCAACGCCUCGAGCACUGCCGCCGCCGCUCUCGGAUCCAUGUAUCCCAGCAUUCACGUACCUCAGACCACCGAGGCCCAAUUCGCCUCGCAAGGAGUCAAUGACGGCAAUCAUGUCUCUGACUCGGCCUUCGACCCCAACAUGACCCAGCAUGAUACCAUCAUCGACAGUGCUCUGGCCGGCCUGCCCUCGUCUGGGAGUCCUCAUGAUCUGACGCCUCCGAACGAUCAGCAGCAACAAUUGACUCACGAUCAGCAUCAGCAGAUGCCCCAGCAUGAUCAACACCAACACGAUCCUCAUCAGCACGAUCAGCACCAGCAGCACCAUCUCGACCAACACCCGCACAUGGACCCGCAGCAUCAACAGCACCAGCACCUCGAGCAACACCAGCAACAACAGCAGCAGCAUGAGCAACCACCACCUCAACCGCAGCCCGCCCAGCACAGGUACUCGACCGGCUCUGCAGGUGCCCCUCCCAAGUCGAAGCCCGAUGUUGGGUCUGACGAGUGGCACAAGCAGCGCAAGGACAAUCACAAAGAGGUGGAACGUCGCCGUCGUGAGACGAUUAACGAAGGCAUCAACGAGCUGGCCAAGAUUGUGCCCAACUGUGAGAAGAACAAAGGAUCAAUCCUCCAACGCGCCGUCACAUUCAUCAAUCUCCUGAAGGAGAAUGAGUCUCAGAACCUGGAGAAGUGGACUCUGGAGAAGCUGCUUACCGAGCAAGCUAUCGCCGAGCUGAGCACAUCCAAUGACAAGCUCAAGCAAGAAUGUGAACGUCUCUACAAGGAGCUCGAGACAUGGAAACGCGUCGCCCAAAACGCCGGCCUCUCGCUGCCUCAGCAAAACAAGGACGAGGCGCCGGCAGCGAUCUAG